AUGCCUUCUCCACAGACCAUGACCAAGCAGGCCAAUUUGCGUAUGCCCGACCAUAAGUUUCAGAAGCCAGGUCAGAGUUCGGAGGAACAGUCAGACGAUGCAAAAGAAGAUGCAAAGUAUAAGGCUAUUGAUGUUAACAAAACUUUAUAUGGCUUGGAGAGGGCGGGGGAGCGGGAUCUUGCACUACCCGUCGCUGCCUCUACCCCACGGGAAACAGCAAGCACUAGCUAUGGCGCUCUCUGCACCUCCGGCGCAGAGAUGGAGCAAUCGGGCUGCGGCAGGUUGCCUGACUCAUAUACGAUCGUCGUUGUUAUCGUGAGCCAGUGUGUUCACAGCAAUGUCGUAGCCUCCACAAAGAUCGAGUCUCCAGUGCUGGCAUCGACGACUCGCAAGAGGAAAGCGACGCAGACCGAGUGUAACCUGCCAUACCGAAGUGCUGUUCCGGAAGUACGUGGUGUUCUGGGUGAUCUCAAGAGUUCACGCGGACGAAGCUUUGUUGUCAUAGGCCAUAUCCGGGUAUUGAUAGGGCAGGGUAUGGAGGAGAAGGCGCCAUAA
Messenger RNA from Akanthomyces muscarius, 555 nucleotides. RefSeq lists its product as uncharacterized. The record is from RefSeq and is a predicted model, not a curated record. NCBI's taxonomy places the organism in Eukaryota, Fungi, Ascomycota, Sordariomycetes, Hypocreales, Cordycipitaceae. The transcript has 5 exons. The coding region runs from base 1 to 555 and encodes 184 amino acids.